AUGGAUGUGUGCACAAAUCCCGCCCUUCCCCGCCCCUCCCGCCGGGCCGGCCCCGCGCAUGCGCACCACAGCAUCCACAGCGGAGACGGCAGCCGCGGCUCCUGCGCGCUCCGGGACGCGUUGGCGGCGACGGGGGAGGCAUCGGGAGGCGGCGGGCGUGCCCGGGUGGGGCUGUGCCUCCUCUGCGGGCUGCCGGCCGCCGGUAAAUCCACCCUGGCCCGCGGUCUGACCCAGCGGCUGCCGCAGCGCCCGGGCUGGGCCUGCGCUCUCCUCAGCUGGGACCGACUCCUCCCGCCUGAAGCCUGCGGCCCGCGCGACACCGGGGCGGGGCCUCCGGCGCCGUCCCCAUUGUUCUCCCGCUGGAAGCAGAACCGGCGCGACCUGCUGCAGUGCCUGGAAUGCGUCCUGCAGGCGCUGGUCACCGGGGACCCGCUGUCACCCCCUGCCACUGCCGACCGGUCCGUCUGGGAGCGCGUCUUAGGCUGCUGCCGCGAGCAGGGGUUGCUGAGCUCCGCGGAAAGGGCGGCUGGAGCUGGGCCUGGGCCCCUCUUCCUCAUCUUGGACGACAAUUUCUAUUACCAGAGCAUGAGAUAUGAGGUGUACCAGCUGGCUCGCAAGUAUUCCUUGAGCUUCUGCCAGAUAUUUUUAGAGUGUCCACUCGAAUGCUGCUUGCAGAGAAACCGUCUAAGAAGUCACCCAGUGCCUGACCAGACAAUAUCUUUAAUGGCAACGAAAAUAGAAAUCCCUGAUCUGCAGAAAAACACUUGGGAACAGCACAGCCUCAUUCUGAAAAACUCUGACUGCACUUCAGAGAAUGAUGAGCAGAUAAUUAGUUUGCUGGCCACUGCUUUGGAAAAUCCAGUGCAGCAAAAUGAGGAAAACACUGAGCAAAAGGAAGCAGACAGAGUGCUCUGUGCAGCCAGUGCUGUCCAUCAGGCUGAUCAGAGCUGCAGGCGCCUCAUCUCUCAGGCAAUGAAGGAUGCAAAAGGCCAAAACGUGCUUCCGAGUGAGAUGAAGAGCCUGGCAGAAGAGCUCAACAGACUCAAAGCAGAGUUUUUGGAAGGCUUGCGGCAAGGAAAUAAUUUGAAAAACCAAAUGAACACACAAAAUCAAUGUUCUGACUCUCCCACGAGUGUGAUUUCUUCAUUCCAACAGGAGGUAGCCAAUGUAGUUAAUAAAUAUGUUUUAAAAUAAUUAAAACAGAAUGGUUUUAAGAGUCCAGUGUGUUUAAAAAGAGCUGAGAAACACAGCUGCUGUCUCUGGAGGCUUGUGCCUUCUCUAAGUCCUCUCCCCAUGUUGUGGAAGAGAAACAUUCCAGCAGAUUCUGACUGUGAAGAUCAAACCAACAGCAAAUCAUCCUGUAUUUGAAUUUCACAGAAUCACAGAAAAAAAAGAACACCUAAAAGUCCUCUUGUCCUGUUUUCCUGCUUACAGCAGGACUAACUUCAACCUGGAUCAGCUUUCUCAGAGCCUCUUCCAGCAGAGGUUUUGAAGAGCACCAUGGAGGGUGCCCUGUCCUGCUCUGCCAGAAAAAAUGAGUGUUUCUAGAGAAAACUGGACAUACCUGGGAAGGAACAAAAAAAAAACAAGAAGUGAGAUGGGUGGCUCUCAGCUUCUCUGCCUGUUUCCUUGACAGAAAUGGCAAAAAAACAGAAACUUGAGAGCUGCAGUCAUGUUCCCACACAUGUAGGAUUAACUUGGACAUCCAAAGGAACUUAAAAUUUGGGGCCACCUUCAAAAUGUCCAAUAUCAUAGAAAUUCCAUAUGAAGCAACAAGCACCUCACUGGGACAAAACCUCUGAUUUCAGACGUAGAAGUGCUCUUGAGAAGAAGGAAAGAUGAGUGUGAGGAAAUAAAGUUGAAAGAUGACCAAGUGUGCAAGAUUAACAGUGAAAAGGAAUGAGAGUGUCCUGGUUCAGCUCUGAAAUGAAGCAUUUUCACAUCAAACAUAAAUGAACUGUUCCUUGCUUACCCAGAAGGUAAGGUUACCUUCCUGCCACAGUUCACCAGUUCCACCUGUUGAAGCAGAUGCAAUUAAGAAUUAACAUGGGACUUAAUUAGAAAGUGUUAUUUUAUUCAUAUCUUACAAAAGCAAAGCUUCACAACAUGAACUACACUAGAUAUAGUUAUUUCAGAAUUAGCCUUUUCAUCUGAAAACAUUCACUACACAAUAAAAUUUAUUUUACAACUCUAACAGGCUUAAUUUUUUUUUUUUUUGCAUACAAAAUAUGCUCUUUACACUGAAAUACAGAUUAUUAACAGAGCAAGUACUUCUAAGCACAUA
Messenger RNA from Calypte anna (Anna's hummingbird), 2284 nucleotides. RefSeq names its product phosphoseryl-tRNA kinase (gene PSTK). The record is from RefSeq and is a predicted model, not a curated record. Lineage: Eukaryota; Metazoa; Chordata; Aves; Apodiformes; Trochilidae. The transcript has 7 exons. Gene Ontology annotation, molecular function: kinase activity; tRNA binding. The coding region runs from base 1 to 1194 and encodes 397 amino acids.